This is a messenger RNA of Aspergillus puulaauensis, 1023 nucleotides long. RefSeq names its product ribonuclease H family protein. Gene Ontology annotation, molecular function: RNA-DNA hybrid ribonuclease activity; nucleic acid binding. Bases 1 to 1023 code for a protein of 340 amino acids. The record is from RefSeq and is a predicted model, not a curated record. Lineage: Eukaryota; Fungi; Ascomycota; Eurotiomycetes; Eurotiales; Aspergillaceae. The transcript is spliced from 2 exons.
AUGUCUCCCAAGGGCUCACCCGGUCCUCAGGGCAAUAAUACGGCCCAUCGGUCAUAUCACGAGUCAGAUUCAGCAAAAUGCAAUCAGGGCACGAGCAGCAGCGCAACUAACAGGCCCAACAAUGGAAAUAAUAAGCCCAACCAGGAGACUAACCGUGGCAGACAGCCACCCAGACCGGAUACGAAGGACAAGAAGAAGAAGAAAAGGAAGAAGAGCAAGAACGAGGAGCGCCAGCUUGUGAGUGAAAACAUGGGGAAAAGUGAGAAAGAUCGGGUUAAUGCUGGGAAACCUGAGGUUGUGUUGGCGGCCACUGACGAGUUCCCGUAUAUCAAAUUUGAUGACAAAGUCGACGCCUUGGAAUUUGCAAAGGCGGCGGAUACUACAAAUAGGCAGUUGGUUCUAUUUGUUGAUGGCUCGGCCUCCAAACGUGGUAUUCCGUUCCAUGGUAUACCAACACCUCCGCCCUCGCCCGAAAGCCCUUACCGGGCGGCAAGUCCGUCCCCAAGGCCUCUGUCUCUCGGCAGUAACGGCGGUGCAUCAGCUGUAUACUAUGAAAAUGAGAAAUGGGAAUGUGCAGGGUUCAGCCUGCCAUAUAUUCACGGCUCCGACGAGGCCGAAAUGCGUGGACUCGAACAGGGCUUUGGGGUUGCCCUAGAAAAGGCCCAGGAUAAUUCAAAUCCACGGAAUAAGGUUGUCAUUUUCACUGAUUGUAAGGGGGCGAUGAAACGCCUUGCAGAGUGCUUGAAAGGCAGCGACGUCCAGUCUGCAAUGCCGGCGGUGGCAAUGGCAGCGUCCAAGGCCCGCGAGCUCCGAAGGUUGGGCAUGGACGUCGAAGUGCGCUGGAUUCCAGCCCAUAUGGGAAAACAUAGUCCUAGGGGCAACUUUAUGGCUGAUCUGGUCGCAAAAAACGCCAACGCGUAUACUUUCAACCUCUCCGAUGCCCGAGCAAGAGAGCUUGCUGGUAGGGUGCACCGAAUGGAGGACCCCUACUCCCAAAUACCACGACAUGUUGCUACAGAAUGA